UUUUCUUGUGUUUCAGGCAAAAGGAGUACAAGAAGUAUAUGAACUACUAUGCAUUCUUGACUUUAAUAAUGUUCGCAAGCGUAUGUCAGUUAUACUAAAAAAGGAUGGGAAAAUAAGGCUAUUUUGCAAAGGAGCUGAUUCAAUUAUUUAUGAAAGAUUAAAAGAAGGACAAGAUAGCUUGAAAUAUCACACUCAGGAGCACUUAGAUAGGUUUGCUGGUGAUGGCCUAAGGACAUUAUGCCUUGCCUAUAAAGAUUUGGAUGAGGAGUAUUUUUUGGAUUGGAAGGGGCGACAUCAUGAAGCUGCAGUUUCCUUGGAAAGACGAGAAGAAAAAUUAGAUGAAAUAUACGAAGAAAUAGAAAAGAACCUUAUUCUUUUAGGAGCUACAGCUAUUGAAGAUAAGCUCCAAGAUGGUGUACCUCAGACCAUUGCUAAUUUAGCAGUUGCUGGAAUGAAGAUCUGGGUGCUCACUGGUGAUAAACAAGAAACUGCCAUCAAUAUUGGUUAUUCUUGCCAGCUUUUAACAGAUGACAUGUUAGAGGUUUUCAUUAUUGAUGCACACAAUGCAUCUGAUGUUGAAGAUCAGCUCCGAAAAUACCGUGAAGAAAUUCGCAAUAUAACAGCCACCAAACAGCCCCAGACUAAUCUGUCUGUGGUCACUUUCAGGUAUGUUUACUAUUUAUUGGUGUUUAAGAGUAAUUUAUUCUGGUAUGUACUGUAUUCAUGUGUAUCCUUGUGUCUGUCUUAAUCUGACAUAUAGUUU
Macrobrachium nipponense is the source of this 763-nucleotide messenger RNA. Its product is annotated as phospholipid-transporting ATPase ID-like. Lineage: Eukaryota; Metazoa; Arthropoda; Malacostraca; Decapoda; Palaemonidae. The transcript has 5 exons. Gene Ontology annotation, molecular function: nucleotide binding; ATPase-coupled intramembrane lipid carrier activity. The record is from RefSeq and is a predicted model, not a curated record. Gene Ontology annotation, biological process: phospholipid translocation; Golgi organization. Gene Ontology annotation, cellular component: trans-Golgi network; plasma membrane. Bases 83 to 748 code for a protein of 221 amino acids.